Molecule: messenger RNA, 521 nt
Organism: Xiphophorus hellerii (green swordtail)
Lineage: Eukaryota; Metazoa; Chordata; Actinopteri; Cyprinodontiformes; Poeciliidae
Gene: uqcr10
Product: ubiquinol-cytochrome c reductase, complex III subunit X
Exons: 2
Coding region: 49-237 (62 amino acids)
Biological process (GO): mitochondrial electron transport, ubiquinol to cytochrome c
Cellular component (GO): respiratory chain complex III
Source: RefSeq, a predicted model, not a curated record
CAUGUGUAUCCACUUCCGCUAUUGCGCAGUGCACAUUACACCGACGACAUGGCGCUGGCUAAGACCGUCUACGAUCUCCUCUUCAGGAGGACGUCCACCUUCGCUGUGACCAUCAUGGUUGGAGCUGUCUUAUUUGAGCGGGUGUUUGACCAAGGCGGUGACGCGAUUUUUGAGCAGAUGAACCGCGGGAAACUAUGGAAACACAUCAAACACAACUAUGAGAACAAAGAAGAGUAGGACGCCACCCUCGGUUUUAUAAGGCUGCAGUGCUAAUGUGUUGUCUAGUUUCCAUCACCAUAUAUUCCUGGAUUCAGCAUCUGAAUGAAGCAGCUGUCAUCUUGGACAAUGUGCACUAAGUCAUGCCCAGGCUGGAGGAGGCUCUGAGAGGACCUGCGGAGGCUGAAAGGCUGUCCCGACCACCAGGGAAAUGGAUCAAAGCUCGUCCUUUACCUUGCAGAUGUUUCUAUUGAUUUAAUUGCCUUCAGCUUGUAAAUUGUUAUAUUAAACUUGUUUCAAUGUCA